Molecule: messenger RNA, 813 nt
Organism: Laetiporus sulphureus 93-53
Lineage: Eukaryota; Fungi; Basidiomycota; Agaricomycetes; Polyporales; Laetiporaceae
Exons: 11
Coding region: 1-813 (270 amino acids)
Source: RefSeq, a predicted model, not a curated record
AUGCUGUGGUACUAUGCCGUUGAUAAUUUCGGGUCCCCAAAGCAUUUGGAAGACACUCCAUGGCCGUAUGUGACGACACGUCUCUUCGUUGUAUUAGUAUCUUGUCCCAUACAGCAAUUCUUCGCUUGGCGGGUGAAGAUCUUGGGUACAAGCAAGCCGCUCUUUGUCAUCUCGUCAACGCUCUCUAUAUCAGGUGCCGCGCUGAUAGUCGUUGAUACCAUUAUAACUCUCGGCUCUUCCGAAUCGUCACGGGAUAUGCCCGACGUUGAUCUGACCAACGUCGGACUUACCAUUGCAUCUGCAUGCGACCUGCUGAUAGCUUUCUCGCUGCUCUAUUACCUGCUGAAAAGCCGUACAGGAUUCAAAAGAACGGACAAUGUAAUUUUGCGCUUGAUAAACACCUGCGUGCAGACUUCAUUAAUUAACGCUAUGGUCUCGUCGCUUGAUCUCGCUUUCUUUAACGCAUUCAAAAAUGCCAAUUGGUGCUUCAUAUUUGCUAUUCCAAUGGGCCAUGUCUACACAAUCUCCUUGUUAGCUCUGUUAACGUCAAGAGCAUCAUUGAGGGAAAAAUUCGGGGGGAUCACAGAGAUCAACCUACCAGAUACAAUCGCAAGUCCCUUCAACUUACGUCAAUUAUUCAAUAAUCGCAUCCAGCCAACGGAGAUUCGGGUUGCUGUGGAGCAACGGGUUGAGUUGGACGAUGGAACACCUUGCAGGCGUGGUACAGAGUCCCCUGUGAAGAUCAAAGAAAUGCGCAAGUCUGGCGCUAGUACUCCCGAUGAAACCGACAAUUACGAGCUGAGUGCGCCAUGA